UUCUUUUCAUCACCAUGGGUAUCUUCACGUUCUCUGCCCUCUUGCACUCUGUGGAGCAUGAUGUUGCUGGGACCCAUUUCAGCAGUAUACCUGAUGCCUGGUGGUGGAUGAUGCUAAACGGUGAAAUAUAAAUUGUUUCUUGAGUUUUGAUUAAUGGUACAUUAUCCGUGCUGAUUAUUUCCUGCUGAAAAACUCCCAUAUACCUGCAGUCAAACACAGGCUUUAUUGCAAUUAUUAUGAGCGUGAAGGAUUUGUUUAAGGGUAGCAUGAGCAGUUUGUAAUGACCUGUUGUUUAUCCACCAUCCUUUUUCCAAGAACAAAAUCCUUAAAUCAACUUUGCGCUAAUCCUUAGACUUUAUUUAUAGCUGUUUUAAGACUGAUGGAAGGACAUCAACAAGAUUUAACCACAGCGGAACGAAUUUAUGCUCUUGAUCUCCUGGCAUACUCAGUGAAAUGUCUUUGCCUUCCUUCUCGUGUCACUUCCAACAAGCGUGGAAGGACAAGAAGAGUCUUUCUUUGGCUCUAUUGAUUGCCUGAGCUCACCUUAGACAGUCUGAAGAGAGGCAGACUUUUGAAUGGAAGAGCUGUAGCACAGAAGAGGCAUUUCUGUUUCUUUCUUUCUUAGCAAGGCAGACUCAGUGAAGGCAAUAAAUCCCACUUUUAAGAGAGCUGCUGGACUUGCCUCUUGCUUAUUCUCCUGUGCUGUCCUCUUCUGAAGAGCUGUGACUAUGGAGCCACCUCAGCAUGCCCUUAAAAGAAAACCAUGCCAGAGGCGUUCCACCUUGUCUGCCAGCCUGAGGCUCGGAGAAGAUGGCUCUCAUAGCUUAGAGGAAGAAAAGUCCAUCUUUGCCUUCUCACAGGAUAGCUCUAUCAAGCCAUGGAAUUCUAUGGACAAUUUGGACAGUCCUUUCACUGGUCAAGGAGCAUCCAUGGCUGAAGCACAGAAGAAAUCUUCAUCAAGGUCAUCCAAAGUGAUCAAUAUCAAUGUUGGAGGCAAAAUUUUCCACAUUGAAAAAUGCAUGGUGGUCCAAUACCCUCACACCCGCAUUGGAAACCUGGCCCUGUGUCCUGACCGCGUGAUGCAGCUCACCCUUUGCGACGAUUACUCUGUGUGCACAGAUGAGUUUUUUUUUGACCGCGACCCCAGUUUGUUCCACUACAUUCAUCACUUCUACCGAAGUGGCGUGUUGUGGACAAUGAAUGAGCUGUGUCCCAUUAACUUUGAGGAGGAGAUGGAAUACUGGGGGCUGAGUCUGAAGGACACCCAGCGUUGCUGUAACAUUCUGUUUGAGGAGAAGGUGGAUGAGCUGAAGGAAUACCUGAAAAUAGAAAGGGAGCUGAUGGCAGAGAUUGAGCCCAAGCAUGAUGAGGAGGGCUUCAAAUCAAUGUACUUUGGCAGGUUCCGCAAAGCUGUGUGGGAUUUAAUAGAGAACCCAUACUCUUCAAUUUCAGCUAAAUUCUUUGCUAUUUUUUCCAGCCUAUUUGUGCUCAUCUCUAUUGUUGCUAUGACACUCAACACAGUGCAGGAGCUGAAGACAACCACUGUGUAUGGUAGGACUUACUUGGAGUUUGUGGAGAUUGCCUCCAUCCUCUUCUUCACUGUUGAGUACUUCCUGCGCUUGUUGACCACCUGUAACAUCAUACAUUUUCUCAAGAGUGCCCUCAACUUUGUGGACUUGGUAGCUGUAAUGCCUUACUUCAUCCAGCUGGUCUUUGAGGCCUUCGCCAAUCAGGAGGACCUCAGUGUGCGGGAGGACUUGCAGACCAUGGCAAGGGUCAGCAAGGUCAGCAAAGUGCUCAAGGUGGUGAAGCUCAUGCGCAUCUUUCGUAUCCUCAAACUGGCUCGACACUCAACCGGAAUGCGGGCUUUCGGGUUCACCAUCCGCCAGUGCUAUCAGCAGGUCUGCUGCCUUUUUCUUUUCAUCACCAUGGGUAUCUUCACGUUCUCUGCCCUCUUGCACUCUGUGGAGCAUGGUGUUGCUGGGACCCACUUCAGCAGUAUACCUGAUGCCUGGUGGUGGGCUGCGGUCAGUAUCUCCACAGUGGGCUAUGGUGACGUGGUGCCAGUGUCAUUUUUGGGUCGGGUAGUGGCAUUUGUCUGCAUCUCCUUUGGCAUCAUUCUAAAUGGUAUGCCCAUCUCCAUCCUCUUCAACAAGUUCUCAGACUACUAUGCCAGGCUGAAGGCCCAGGAAGAGGCUCACGCCAAAAUUCAGCGCAGCAUGGAGUUUAAGGUCCGCCUGAGCCGCAAGCUUGACCAGUGCCUCAAACGUUGUACCGCAGACUCUGAUGACGAGGAGGUGUUUAUGCAUUGACAUCCCCCAUGAUCUUCUGUAAAUUUACCCUGCAUGGCUAUUUCUGAGACCCCAUUCUGCUUUCGCCUCAUGGGAUACGUUUUCCGCGGAUGUGCAGAAAAUUUAUUUGUUGUGCUGGACAGGUGGAGAUAAGCUGUAAUCUGAAGCCGAGACAGGAUACAGAGGUUUCUCAAGUUUCCUGAGGACUGCUAGAGGAACUACCUUCUGUGAUGACUUCCUCUUACAGCACUGCUCUUGUGUGUCAGAAUGUGUAAGAAUAUCUAUAAUUAAUGCAAGGCUGCUACCCUGGCAAAUUAGCACUGUGCACCAAUAAACUAAAACUGCAAUAAGAGGAAGGGUAACAACUGCUCUUCUGUAUUAAAUGCAAGUGUUGUGUGACUUAUGUUUCCUCUAUUGAUAUUAGCAAUCUUAAAAAGAAGCAAAGACCAGACUUUCAAAGAUGAAAGCUGAAAAUGUCAAGAUUAAUGUAAAUCUAUCUAGUCUUUUAAGUACUGAAAAAAUAUGUUCUUGAUUAUUAGGCAUGUAAAAAAGAAUGUUGCCAUUAUUUUUCACUUGCACAGCAGAUGCCUUUUCCAGUGGAAACAUACAAUGUACACCCAAGUAUUUAUCAAGGAUUCUUAAAAAAUCCUCCUGAAUCUCCCCCUGAAACCUUGUUGAACCAAGCAGGCAGUCCUUUGUUUUGGAUCUUUUAGAGCAUUAAUUCUGUCAUCUUGGGUUCAUCUCAUAGUACUGAUAAGAUUUAGAAGGAUUGACUAACUGACCGACAUUGUCAGAAGUCAAUGGAUUUAGCAUUUUCUGUACCAGUCAUGUUUUCAGUGUAGAAAAUAAGGAGUCCGUGGGGCUAAAUAGAAUAACUUUUAGAAAACUAAAUAAUUUCAGUAAGCUUGUAGUUGACUGGGAUUGAAGAAGGUUAUAGUAGCACUGGCAGCUGUAUUUGGAAUAUGAAUAUAUAAAGGGAAAUUCUGAAUUUCCAUAUGGAAUCUGAAGCAAAUGAUACACAAGAAACAUGUUGCCUUUUCUGUUAAUGGUGCAUUAGUGAGGCAUUUUAAUGCGCAAACCUAUUGAUACACUACAUCUCAUUUCUAUGUUGACCGUGUCAAACAUUAAAACAUAUCCAUCUAUGAUUACAGAUGUUUCCAUUUUUCAAGCAACACUACUCUAAAAUUGUUCAUGUGGACAUGCAUAGAUUCACAGAUAUUUGGAAAAAUAGGACAAAAAGUAAUAAAAUUUUAAUAUUGCAUUUCCUGCACAACUUAAUGGACAACCAGCAAUGUUGCUGGCAUGUUCACUGAAUUACAAAAUCUAAAGGCAGUUCUGCAGAUAAUCUGAUGUAUAGGUCAUCCUUAUUACUUGGUGUGCUGUAGUUAUACUACUGGAGUCUCCAUAGAACAUUAACAAAAAAUAAACAUAGACAUUGCAAAUCAUUAUUAGGUAAUUAGGUAAUUAGUAAUUCUAUAUCAUACUACAAAUUAUUGCAGUACUUCAUUAAACCUUUUUAUUUAGCUUCCAUUUGUUUUGUUUAUUAUUUAAUUCAUAACAUAUUAUGGCUCUCAAAGAGUGUUUUUCAGACAGCGACAAUAGAGAUCUGAUUGUAGAUUACAAACCGGUUUUUCACCAGUAUUAGUUAAUUCAAGUUCUGCUGAAUCUUUUCAACUGCUUUCAUAAUAAUACCUCCCUCUCCAUAUCAUGUUACUUCUCAAGUGUUUGACACGAUUAUGGAAUUUAUGACCAGGUAUUUUCUCCCUGGCAGUGAAGGCCCUGGGAUGCAUGGUAAGGAUAAAAAAGAAUAAGGAUCAAUGUACUGUGGUCCACAACUACUGCAAUGGAAAAUGAAACCCAUGUGAGAAAAAUGGGUUUUGACUUCUGCCAUAAUAAAGAACAAUGCCCAAACAAAA
Molecule: messenger RNA, 4207 nt
Organism: Anguilla rostrata (American eel)
Lineage: Eukaryota; Metazoa; Chordata; Actinopteri; Anguilliformes; Anguillidae
Product: potassium voltage-gated channel subfamily V member 2-like
Exons: 2
Coding region: 729-2312 (527 amino acids)
Biological process (GO): protein homooligomerization; potassium ion transmembrane transport
Cellular component (GO): voltage-gated potassium channel complex; membrane
Molecular function (GO): delayed rectifier potassium channel activity
Source: RefSeq, a predicted model, not a curated record